Molecule: messenger RNA, 1113 nt
Organism: Panonychus citri (citrus red mite)
Lineage: Eukaryota; Metazoa; Arthropoda; Arachnida; Trombidiformes; Tetranychidae
Exons: 1
Coding region: 113-1087 (324 amino acids)
Biological process (GO): intracellular sterol transport
Cellular component (GO): endoplasmic reticulum-plasma membrane contact site; plasma membrane; endoplasmic reticulum membrane
Molecular function (GO): sterol binding; sterol transfer activity
Source: RefSeq, a predicted model, not a curated record
AUCUUUGCAAAGAUAAUUUUCUGGCUUUGAAAUUAAAGAUAAUUUUGGAUUAAUUUGGUUUUUUUUUCUAUUCUCAUUGUUUGCAAUUGUUGAUUGUUUGGUGUCCACCAUCAUGGCUCCUGGAGGAAUACAAAUUGUCGAUAAAAAUUUUCCUUUAAACGUUGACGAUGUUUUUAAUUUGGUCUUUGUUGAUAGUCCUUUUUUUCAAUCUCUUUUAGCGAGACGUCACACUUAUAAUGUUUCUAUUGGUGAAUGGACGGAAAUUGAUCCAUGUAAACAAUCAGAUGAAUUGAAAGAAUUUAAACAAUAUCGUAACCUUGCUUACAGUAUGGACGUUAAUCAAUCAAUGGCAAAGACUGUUACCACCACAGAGAUUCAAUAUCUAUUUUCCACCUCAAUUCCUGGUCAAGAAUAUGUGAUAAAAUCCGAAGCCUCUAAUAUGGGAUUCCCAUUGUCAAGUAGCUUUCGUGUUGAUACAGUUUAUUAUCUGAGUCGAGGUGAAACCGAAAACGAGUGCAAUCUUCAAGUAUAUGGAAAAGUGGUUUUCAAGAAAAGUGCCUGGGGAAUGAAAACCUUGAUAGAAGAAUCAUCAAUGCAAGGAUUAAACGAUUACAUUGGCGAUUUAACCCGAUCUUUAACAGAAUUAACCAAAAGCGAUUUUAAAACAUUGGAAAUUGUCAAUGGUUCAUUUUUAACAAACGAAACGAGUCCACAAUUAACCGAAUCAAUUGUCGUUACCUGUGAUCCUUUAUCUCUUUCAAACUCUGUAAGCCUAAGGAAGAGACAAUCAUCAUCUACAUCAUCAUCUUCACUCUCACCCAACAUAAUUGAACAGCAAACAUCCCCCUUGGAACCAGUGCUAAAAGCACGAAGAGAUCAUUCAAUUACACCGAAAAUUCAAUCUUCUCACAAAAGCGAACCAAUCAACAAACAAACCGACUCAUUCCUAAUAAGAACUGUUUUUAUAUUACUUGUAUUACUUUCGGUGCUAAAUUGUUUUCUUUACAUCAGAUUGUUGAGACUUGAAGAAUCAGCUCAACUCUUGAAAUCUAUUAUCCAUCCAUUCAUCAAUCUAACAGUUCGAUGAAUAAAAAAUGUUCAUAUUGAUGCAAA